AGGAAUAUAUAUAGGUUGAGUAACAUCAAAGAAUCUUGGGCAAAAACGAAAGUUGACGUUGUUUCUAAGUCAUAUCAAUUUCAUACUUACAUUGCAGUUUCUUCGGAAUAAUCUUACAUUCGUCUUCUUCCAUCCCACUGAGCAAAUGAGUCGCCAUCCUGAAGUUUUGUGGGCACAGCGUUCAGAUAAGGUUUACCUUACUGUUGCUCUACCUGAUGCUAAGGAUGUUUCUGUUAAGUGUGAGCCUCAGGGUUUGUUUAGUUUCUCUGCUUCUGGGGUUCAAGAUGAAUCCUACAGCUUUAGCUUAGAACUUUAUGGAUCAAUUGAACCUGAGGGCUGUAAAACAAAAACUGGCUUAAGAAACAUACUAUGCUCAAUUCAGAAAGGACAAAAAGGUUGGUGGAAGCGGCUACUGAAGUCUGAAGAGAAACCUGCACCAUACCUGAAGGUUGACUGGAACAGAUGGUGUGAUGAGGAUGAUGAAGAGUCAACUUCUGAUUUGGAAUCUGAUGAUGAUGAUGCGCGGUUUGUUGGUCAAGAUGAUGGAAGCAGUGAUGAUGAAGGAAUGUUGUAUCUCCCUGACUUGCAAAAGGCUAAGUAACUCUUACAGUACCAACAUAGAUUUAAAAAGCAUCUUGGAGAAGGAAACAUAUGGAACUAUUUAGAUAGGUGAAGGGAUUGACUAGUUGAUAAGAUGCACUGUGAUAUGAUUGUGACUAUCCUGUAUAUAGAAUCUAAGUAGUGCCCUGAAAACAUAGUCUUCAUCUUCUGAGACUGCUUGGCAUCAAUUCUGGUGAGAGGUUUCUUUGUUGUGAAUGUUGGUUGCAUCAUAUAAUCUAACAUUUUUUCUUAAAAAGCUUGUUUUGAGAUUACACAAUCCUCACAUAUAUUGUCUUUUCA
Molecule: messenger RNA, 900 nt
Organism: Gastrolobium bilobum
Lineage: Eukaryota; Viridiplantae; Streptophyta; Magnoliopsida; Fabales; Fabaceae
Product: co-chaperone protein p23-2
Exons: 6
Coding region: 146-601 (151 amino acids)
Biological process (GO): protein folding; chaperone-mediated protein complex assembly
Cellular component (GO): nucleus; cytosol
Molecular function (GO): Hsp90 protein binding; protein-folding chaperone binding
Source: RefSeq, a predicted model, not a curated record